Molecule: messenger RNA, 1947 nt
Organism: Octodon degus (degu)
Lineage: Eukaryota; Metazoa; Chordata; Mammalia; Rodentia; Octodontidae
Gene: Kat8
Product: lysine acetyltransferase 8
Exons: 10
Coding region: 199-1626 (475 amino acids)
Biological process (GO): regulation of DNA-templated transcription
Molecular function (GO): histone acetyltransferase activity
Source: RefSeq, a predicted model, not a curated record
AAGCAGUACUACCAUACCGAAAACGAAGUCAAGCCACUCCUGGGUUCACCUCCCAGAAGCCGCAGCGCCAGAGCGGGCGUCCAGGACCUAUAAGCUUCUGCUACGUCACAGACCCACCCACAAGCCUUGCCCCGCCCCAAAACUGACCCGGAGCUGAACAGCGCGGCGCCGGAGUCUAACGUCACUUCCGCCACCGCCAUGGCGGCACAGGGGGCAGCUGCGGCAGUUGCAGCAGCGACUUCGGGGGUCGUAGGAGAGGGCGAGCCCGGCCCUGGGGAAAAUGUGGCAGUCGAAGGAACCGCCCCAUCCCCGGGCCGCGUCUCUCCGCCGACGCCAGCACGCGGCGAGCCAGAAGUUACGGUGGAGAUCGGAGAAACGUACCUGUGCCGGCGGCCGGACAGCACCUGGCAUUCUGCAGAAGUGAUCCAGUCUCGAGUGAAUGACCAGGAGGGCCGAGAGGAAUUCUAUGUACACUACGUGGGCUUUAACAGGCGACUGGAUGAAUGGGUAGACAAGAACCGACUGGCACUGACCAAGACCGUGAAGGACGCAGUGCAGAAGAACUCAGAAAAGUACCUGAGUGAGCUGGCUGAGCAGCCUGAGCGCAAGAUCACUCGCAACCAGAAGCGCAAGCAUGAUGAGAUCAACCAUGUGCAGAAGACUUAUGCAGAGAUGGACCCCACCACAGCAGCCCUGGAGAAGGAGCACGAGGCGAUCACCAAGGUGAAGUACGUGGACAAGAUCCACAUUGGGAACUAUGAGAUCGACGCCUGGUACUUCUCGCCUUUCCCUGAGGACUACGGGAAGCAGCCCAAGCUCUGGCUGUGCGAGUACUGCCUCAAGUACAUGAAGUACGAGAAGAGCUACCGCUUCCACUUGGGUCAGUGUCAGUGGCGGCAGCCGCCAGGGAAGGAAAUCUAUCGCAAGAGCAACAUCUCUGUGUACGAGGUGGAUGGCAAAGACCAUAAGAUUUAUUGUCAGAACCUGUGUCUGCUUGCCAAGCUUUUCCUGGAUCACAAGACAUUGUACUUUGACGUGGAGCCCUUUGUCUUUUACAUCCUGACUGAAGUGGACAGGCAAGGGGCCCACAUCGUCGGCUACUUCUCUAAGGAAAAGGAGUCUCCAGACGGAAACAAUGUGGCCUGCAUUCUCACCCUGCCGCCCUACCAGCGCCGCGGCUAUGGGAAGUUUCUCAUAGCGUUCAGCUAUGAGCUAUCCAAGCUAGAGAGCACAGUAGGCUCUCCAGAGAAGCCCCUGUCUGACCUGGGCAAACUCAGCUACCGCAGCUAUUGGUCAUGGGUCCUGCUGGAGAUCCUGCGAGACUUCCGGGGCACAUUGUCAAUCAAGGACCUGAGCCAGAUGACCAGUAUCACCCAGAAUGACAUCAUCAGUACCCUGCAGUCCCUCAACAUGGUCAAGUACUGGAAGGGCCAGCACGUGAUCUGUGUCACACCCAAGCUUGUAGAGGAGCACCUCAAAAGUGCCCAGUAUAAGAAGCCACCCAUCACAGGUGGGUGGGGGAUGGGACCGUGCGUGUUGGGGGGUGUAGGUGUGAAGGCUGUAGGAGCCAAGGCUGCCUCACAGCUGUCGCAUGAUCCCAGACCAGUCAGACCAGCUCCAGGAUGAAGCCCAGGGCACGCGACUUGUGGAGCUUCCCUGCCUCCACCCCACCCAAGGUUGAGGCCGCCCCCUGGUGCUUCCUCACCUGGCUGGCCCAGAGAGGAGCUGUCACGGGAGAGCCCGCCUGGCGCAGAGGCCCUGUCUGCCACUCGUCUCUCCUUUCCACAGUGGACUCCGUGUGCCUCAAGUGGGCGCCCCCCAAGCACAAGCAAGUCAAGCUCUCCAAGAAGUGAGCAGCCUCUGCCCCUAGCUGUAAAUAUGUACAGACCUCUUCUGUCGUUUUCUAAUAAAGUAAAUUCUGCUGGUGGCGCAGAACUUCAGAGGUGG